AUCUCUCCAAGCACCAGCCUGUUUUCCUGCCUCCAUCCCAGCUCUGCUGUCCUUCCCUCCCUGCCCAAGCCCCUACCUCGCUCUGCAGCCCAGGACAGUGACUGUUCCCAGGAGGAGGGCGGAGGAGCUGCGAGGUGGAUGAGAAAAGGAAAAUGCAGACAGAGAAGCACCUCACGGGAACAUUGGUCCUCUCGGUCUUCACCGCGGUGUUGGGCUUCUUCCAGUACGGCUACAGCCUGGGGGUCAUUAACGCCCCCCAGAAGGUGAUAGAAGCGCACUACGGGCGCGUGCUGGGCAUCGUCUCCCCAGACAGAUAUGCCACCAAUGCCUCUGGGGAGGAUGGCACGUUCCUCCAGGCUGGAACAGAGGGCACACUCCCACCCCUGACUGACAUCAGUGAGGAUCUCGCUACCUCCCCACACAUCCUCACCAUGUACUGGUCCCUGUCUGUGUCCGUGUUUGCCAUCGGCGGCAUGGUUUCCUCCUUCACUGUGGGCUGGAUCGGCGACCGGCUCGGGAGGGUGAAAGCCAUGCUGGUGGUGAACGUCCUUUCCAUUGCUGGGAACCUCCUCAUGGGGCUGGCAAAAUUUGGGCCAUCCCACAUCCUCAUCAUCUCCGGCAGAGCGGUCACGGGGCUGUACUGUGGGCUCUCCUCCGGACUCGUGCCCAUGUACGUCAGCGAGGUCUCUCCCACGGCCCUUCGAGGAGCGCUGGGGACGCUGCACCAGCUCGCUAUCGUCACAGGUAUCCUCUUCAGCCAGGUCCUUGGACUAGACUUUCUCCUGGGCAAUGAUGAGAUGUGGCCCCUGCUCCUUGGUCUGUCUGGUGUGGCUGCCCUGCUGCAGUUCUUCCUGCUCUUACUGUGCCCCGAGAGCCCCCGAUACCUUUACAUCAAACUGGGGAAGGUGGAGGAAGCUAAAAAAAAUUUGAAAAGGCUUCGAGGAAACUGUGAUCCAAUGAAAGAGAUUGAAGAGAUGGAAAAGGAAAAGCAAGAGGCUGCUAGUGAGAAGAAAGUCUCCAUAAAACAGCUUUUCACCUCUUCCAAGUACAGGCAGGCUGUCAUCGUGGCACUGAUGGUGCAAAUAUCCCAGCAGUUCUCAGGAAUCAAUGCGAUCUUUUACUACUCCACAAACAUUUUCGAGAGAGCUGGGGUUGAACAACCAGUUUAUGCAACCAUCGGUGUUGGAGUGGUGAACACUGUCUUCACUGUUAUCUCUGUCCUUCUGGUGGAGAAGGCAGGCAGGCGGUCCCUGUUCCUGGCUGGUUUGAUGGGCAUGUUAGUCAGCGCUGUGGCCAUGACAGUUGGGCUUGUGCUGCUGAGCCAGUUUGCCUGGAUGAGCUAUGUCAGCAUGGUUGCGAUCUUCCUCUUCGUCAUCUUCUUCGAAGUGGGGCCCGGGCCCAUUCCCUGGUUUAUUGUAGCUGAACUGUUCAGCCAAGGCCCACGCCCUGCCGCCAUUGCUGUCGCUGGCUUCUGCAACUGGGCCUGCAACUUCAUCGUGGGAAUGUGUUUCCAGUAUAUAGCGGAUCUAUGCGGACCAUACGUGUUUGUGAUCUUCGCGGGUCUGCUCCUCGUCUUCUUUCUGUUUGCGUACUUCAAAGUACCGGAGACGAAAGGAAAGUCCUUUGAGGAGAUCGCAGCCGCGUUCCGCCGCAAGAAGCUCUCGGCCAAAGCCAUGACUGAGCUGCAAGACCUGCGACGCAGCGAGGAGGCAUAGACAUCCCACGCACCCAGAAAGGAGGGACUGGGCAUGGACCUCCUUCGGGAACCAUGAGAAAAACGUUGGGCAAAAGUCUCAUUUCACAAAAACCUUGCAGCUGGCAGACCAGGAGGACCCAUCCAUUGGAUUUCUUCUGGUUGCUGUGGUUCACACCUCCCAGCCACAGGUGCUAACUUGGCCUUUUACUCUAAGACACUUGGGACAACUGGGCUGCAGGAAGAGCCAGGGAAAGGACUGGAGGAGUAUGUUACAUGUGUGUCUCCAUGCCCUAUGGGAAGAGCCCAUUGGGACAAUGAGCUUACCAGACGGCACUGAGCAGGGCCAUCUCUUAGCUGAGAUGAAGGAAAGGGGGCUGGCUGAUGCUGCAGUGUCAUGUUUUCACUUUUUUAUCCCCUGCUCUCUGCUUCAUUCUGCUGAGAGACCUGGUGCCUUGAGAAACCAAUUGCUAGUGCAGUUGUGUCACCAGCACACAGCACUGAUCACCCCAGGUGCUAAGGAAAACAGGUGGAGCAAACUCCCCCUCACUCUUGCUUCUGCAGAGGAAGACGGUGGAUCCCACCUGAACUGGUUGGGAUGAUCCUCCCUUGCUUUGCUAUCUGUGCAUUAUGGAAAUUCUGUCUGAUCUCAUACAGAUUUCUCAGUCACAGUAUUUUUUGGAGAGUCUUAGAAACUGUGGCUGGGCUGAUGGGUAUUUUCCUUACAAUUCAGCCAGACUACUUAGCUCCCUCUUUCCUCCCAGGAAGCCUCUCCUCUCUCCCUUCUUGCUGCUUCAGCACAAGGCACAGCACAACACUGACCACACAAGAGGCCUGGGCACUCCUGGUCUCCGUGUGAGGAGACUGGAGUCCUGCUGCCACCCCUUCCAUGGUGUGACCAUUGCCAGGGCACCUCCAUCCCCAUCUGCAACUUCCUUCCCUUCCUUUCACGCAGUGCUCAAGACCCACAGGCUCCAGGUCCAGCCAAGGGCUCAGGCUGCCCAUAAAGCAACAAUUAAUGAUGACCCAAAGAAGAAAUGGGUAUUGAAAGGUUAACUGGAAGGUGCCACUUACCCAACUCCCACUUUGCAUCACUUAGCAUCUUGCUGGCUGGGUGUGCUUCAGCCAAGAUCGUGUGCAAGCAGGAGGUUGUGCUGUUUCCAUAGCCUUGUUUGUGCUCCUUUUGCUUCUUUAUGAGACACUUUUAUGUGGCAGAAUUAAACUCCAAGGAUUUUUCUUCCUUUUUUGGGGAGAUAGUUGGAACCAUUGUAAAAGCCUGCUCUCUGCUUGACUUUUAAGAUUUGCAUAUUACUUGUUGUGAUACCAGGUUACUUUCUAGCAGCUUUCUCGGGGUAGAAACCCAUUAUUUAUUUAGAGAUGAAACACCAGCAUUGCUUGGUCACUGUGUGCUCACCACAGCUCCUGGUGAAGCAGUGGCCAAAAUGUAACAGAGGAUCAAGCAUAAUGAAAAGCACAUCAUAGAAGGGCUGAGGAGGAUCAUGCUGCUGCUAUGGGUUUGGUUUUAGGGGAGGUUUAUGCUCCUUUUUGUGAACAUUUUUCCUUUGUAGACUUUACUCUCUUGGUACUAAGUCCCUACAGCCAAUUCUCAUCACUUCCAAGUGAUGGGAAGUGCAGCCACGAGGUCCACUGGGAAAAAUGUCUGGCCACAGUGUGUGCACUGAAGCAGUAAGAUUGCACCAAAGGCUUUGCUGGAGCAACUGCUGGGAUUUAACUAGAGGAGAACUGGGUCACUGCUGUCAUGUGCUGCAGUGGUGAGUGACCUGGGUCUGACACGGGGCAUGCAGGGCUGCUGGAACCAGGCUGGGGCUGAGAAGAGAGCAGCAGAGCUGGGGCACAGGUCUGUGUCGGGCUGUCCAUCUGUGUGCUGCACACAGGUCCCCCCAGGUGAGACCAAUGGACAAAGCAGACUCAGAAGCUCUCCACAGUGUUUACUGCCAUAAAUAUUAUAAUGGAUUGUCUGAAUGUACAAAAAGGAGAAAAAAAGAGAAUUCUUGCUAUCAGCAUUGUUAUCUAGGUCUGUUAGACAAAAGAUGAACAAUAUCUAUGGCAGGUGUUGGCUUGCGCUGCUGUUUCUUCCCCUGUCUGUACAUCCCAGACACACAUCCAAUGCCAGAUGGGAGCUGUUUUCCUAGCAGGACACAUUUGCUCCAUAGGUGGUCAAAGAUGUGCAAGCCCUCAGCUAAAUCCCUUUGAAAAGGGUGGUCCAGAGGUGAGACUGUGGGGUUGGAGGCAGCCCUGGAGCUGGUGGGAGCUGGCUCUGGGCCAGGAUGAACCCUGACUGGAGGGGUGCCGCUGUCUGGCCCCAGCUGACCCCGCUGCCCACUCCACCCCACUUGUGAAGCACCUCUGCUUGCAUGGUGCUGGUGCAGCCUAAAACCUGGUGCUGGGGCCUCUCUAGGCACGAGAGGCAGGAGGAGCAUUUGGGGAGAGGUGAGGUUCAAAGCAGAUUUGCUGCUGCUCUGAGGGCCCAGGCAGGCUGAGUCCCCUGUGAUCAUACAGGGGGUACAAAACUAUUUCCUAAACUUCUGCUAAGUUUUGUCCUAUUUUCUGCGGGGCAUCAGUGACGCUGCUGGCAACUCAGCAGUGAGGGGCCUUAUUGAUCAACAUUGAGCAGUCAGUCCUUGUUUUCCUGUGUCACUGGUGAAUGACAAUAGAAAGCCUGAUCCAAUUAUUGUAAUGCAGCACAUAAUUCAGUUUAACACAGCCCACAGCAUUAACAUUGCCCAUGGCUACAGUGCUGAACUUCCUGGAAGUGCUGCCUAGGAGUGCAGAGGCACCUAAGGAAAAUGGACUGCCAGGCUGUGUUUCCUUGCAGCAGCUGUCAUGUGGAAGGUAAGGGAGUUUUCUUCUUCCAGCCUGGGACAGGAUGAGCAGAGUGAGGCACUGCUGACCCUUUGUCCUCCCCAUGGCUGCAGUGGAAGGAUCAAGCUGGGCUGAACUAUCACAAGAGCACUUUAACCAUAUGCCAGCACAGGACAGGGUCAUUAGAGUUAGUUAAAUCUGACGAUAUGUUUACUUUUGUCUUGUCCUGAUAAUUAGGACUGUACACUUUAUCUAUCCUUGCCACAUGCAAGUUCCAGUUAAAACUUGUCCUUGAGACACGGCUUGUUGAAUCAUUAUUUUUAUCUCUCACCAUUACAGUUUUACUAAGUUGCUAAUCAUUAAGAAAAUUUAAAAGAGCAAGUCAAACUUAUUAGCUAAAUGGUUGUUGCAUUUUAGUUAACGUGUUAAAUAUGUUCUCAUACCAUGCCUGGCUAAUAAUGCAAUAUAAUUAAUAAUCCCUGAGAAAGCAUCUUGUCAGCAAGAGCUUUGACAGUGUUUUCCUAAUGUGCUGAGAUGACAGCCAUUAAGACUUUUUUGUUGUGCCAACGGUAUCUAGUCUCCCACUCUCUAGGCUUAAUUUUAAAAUUAGUUUGACUUCCCUAAUUCAAUAAACUCAGGACAUUUGACUCCAUUAAUGCUCUCCACACUAAUUUAUCACAGGUUUUUCUGCCUCACUUCAACUUGUUUUUCAUCACUGAGAAGCACUACCCUGUAUCUCUGGAGUCAAACCACUGAUAAUGAUGAAGCUAACCCAAGUACUACAUAUACAGGGACAAAGUCUUUGAGGUAUGAAGAAUUUUCUGAGGUGUUCAGUGUGCUUAUCUUUCACUGGAAUCUAUGGGAGCUGAGGAAUUUCAAGGCAGGACAUCAGGGCUGGAUCCAGCAGAAUGUGUAAGCAUCAGAUUAAAUUUAAGGUAACUGUGCUCAAGUGUUUCACUAAAUCCUGAAGCAACACUUGCAGAUUUUACCCAGAGGCACAGCCUGAGUAGCUGUGCUGAAAAGAAAGGAAUCUCCUCCCCAGCACUAGAGCAAUAAAUCCUGGCUGUAGAUCAGCAGUCCUUAAAUUUUACAGGCUGUAGAUACAACUCCAGACCCGAGGCUUGGGUAGUGUCCUGCGGUUUUGCCUCCCUGCAGGAGGGAGAGAGAGCGGCUGUUCAGGAGAGAGAGCGGCUCUGUGACUCUGAAAAGCAUCAGGUCCCUGCGGGUCGUGGGUGGGAUAUCACCGCUCCAGCACAGUUGCAGCCCCAGGAGGAGGGAACAGCUGGAGUUACUUUGUGCUUUCCCUUUGGGGAAGUUACAAUUACAGUGGUUCCCGCCAGCUCACAGUGUCACUGCACUGUCACCGCUUGCCUCUGAUCCCCAGCGUGUGCCCAGGGUGAUUCCCUGAUUCGGACAUGGGCUUGGCACAGGAAGCUGACAGCGAACAGCAGUGACAGCAGAGUGGGUGCCUGUGGCAAGGUCACUGCAGAGGGUCCCUGACCCCAUUCCUGCCACACAGAUACACCUACAUAGGAACUCUGAAGUCCUUCUGAGCGUGACACUGUCCUGUGGAGGGGGAUCACUGAUUCACAGCCUCUCUCACGUCCUCCUGCUCAAGGCUGCGCACACAAGCUGCUGUGAACCCUCACCCCAACAGUCAGGACACAGCAGGAUCCCAGGAAAGUCAGCUCAGCAGCUGAAACAGAGACACUGCUCAGGCUGGAACAGGGCUGUUUACACCACUCCGCUCAUGGCCUGGUAUUUCUAAUCGUGUGACCUGACCCCAUGGCCCAGAGGUGUAAACACCACCUCCUGCCUUCCAGUUGGCCGACUGGAAACGAGGUGGGAUGUUUCUGGAAACAAGGCGGCAUGUUUCCCCCAGCACUGGCUGAAAUGCAUAUUCUCACGGCUGGGCUUUGAUGAGGAGCUUUAGGGCAUCAGACACUUCUCCAAAACAUAACUGAGAACACACACAACUCACUAAGUUUAAAUCUUCCAAAAGUUUUCUAAUCCCUCUUCACUUCUUAAAGACACAGAUAGGAGAAGCAAAGCUUGAUAACAUCCUGAGCCUACUUGAGAGAAAAGGUGUGUGUGUGCAACACUGGAAAGAAAACGCCUUUAAAUGUGAAAGACCAUGGUAUUUUAUUUACAAAUAUGCUUUGAACCCAAUUGCUGUUCUUGUAUAGAAAAGUGGGAUAAUCACAUUAAUACUAUCAAGAAACACACUUCAGAAAAUAAAUGUUCAUCCAGACAAAGGAAGGAUGCCUACAGGUAAUGACUGAUGGAUUGGAUUUCCAGUAUUUUUUAUUGACUCUCAAAUAAAGGCUGUCUUGGAAUA
Corvus hawaiiensis (hawaiian crow) is the source of this 6854-nucleotide messenger RNA. RefSeq names its product solute carrier family 2 member 2 (gene SLC2A2). The transcript is spliced from 11 exons. Bases 153 to 1715 code for a protein of 520 amino acids. Gene Ontology annotation, biological process: D-glucose transmembrane transport. The record is from RefSeq and is a predicted model, not a curated record. Gene Ontology annotation, cellular component: brush border; membrane. Lineage: Eukaryota; Metazoa; Chordata; Aves; Passeriformes; Corvidae.